Molecule: messenger RNA, 1140 nt
Organism: Lolium perenne
Lineage: Eukaryota; Viridiplantae; Streptophyta; Magnoliopsida; Poales; Poaceae
Product: ATP-dependent DNA helicase PIF1-like
Biological process (GO): DNA repair; telomere maintenance
Molecular function (GO): DNA helicase activity
Source: RefSeq, a predicted model, not a curated record
AUGCCAGGAGGCAGGACAGCCCACUCGAGGUUCAAGAUCCCACUAAACCUUGAAGAAGGAAAAUCAUGCAGCUUCACUAAACAGAGUGGGACAGCGAAGCUCCUGAGGAUGGCUUCACUCAUUCUAUGGGACGAGGCAACCAUGACAAAACGGCAGGCAAUUGAGGCGUUAGACAGAAGCAUGCGAGACAUCAUGGAAUGCCCAAACCGACCUUUCGGGGGCAAGACUGUCGUGUUUGGUGGGGACUUCAGGCAGGUGCUUCCUGUAGUGAGGAAAGGGUCACGGGGUCAGAUAAUCGACGCAAGUCUGCGGAGCUCAAACCUCUGGAAGGGCAUGCGCCAGCUAAGGCUCGUCAAGAACAUGAGGGCACAAAGCGACAAGUUGUUCGCGGAUUACCUCCUGAGGGUGGGUAACGGCACCGAGGAAACCGACGAUGACGGAAACAUCCGGCUUCCCGAAGAUAUAUGUGUGUCAUCUACAGGCAAUGACACAGCAGAUAUAAAGAAACUGAUCGACCACGUGUUCCCUGCCCUAGAACACAACAUGGAAAAUCCUAAUUACAUGACUUCUCGAGCGAUCCUCUCCACAAGAAACGACAACGUCGAUGGAAUAAACAUGCACAUGAUUGAGCGUUUUCAGGGCGAGGAGAGGAUCUACUAUAGCUUCGAUAGCGCGGAGGAUGAUCCACACGGCUACUAUCCUCAAGAGUUCCUGAAUGACCUAACUCCUAAUGGGCUUCCCCCGCACAGUAACGCCAUCGACGCAGAGAUCGUCGUGGGGCAGCAUGCAGGAGAGAGGGUGUUUCUUCCUCGGAUACCUCUAUGCCCAUCCGACAAUGACAUGUUCCCGUUCGGAUUCAAGAGGAAGCGGUUCCCCAUCGGGCUCGGCUUUGCCAUGACAAUCAACAAGGCACAAGGCCAGACCAUCCCAACUGUAGGCGUGUACCUACCGGAGCCGGUGUUUUCUCAUGGCCAGCUCUACGUCGCCUUGUCCAGAGCCACCGCGAAAAGUAACAUCAAGAUUCUCGCCAUCAAGGACGAUGGAAAGGACAAAACCAAGAAUUCAAAGAAAAGAAAAAGAACCGAGUCCUUAGUAACCACCACUUUGAACAUAGUCUACAAGGAAGUUCUUAACAUUUGA